This is a messenger RNA of Drosophila eugracilis, 348 nucleotides long. Its product is annotated as ctenidin-1-like. The record is from RefSeq and is a predicted model, not a curated record. The transcript has a single exon. The coding region runs from base 1 to 348 and encodes 115 amino acids. NCBI's taxonomy places the organism in Eukaryota, Metazoa, Arthropoda, Insecta, Diptera, Drosophilidae.
AUGUCAGGCGGAAAAGGUGGAAAGGGAGGGGGAGGAGGUGGAGGUGGAGGAGGAGGCGGCGGCGGCAGCGGUGGAGGUCGAGGCGGUGAUGGCGGUGGCAAAAAUGGAGGUCGUGGUGGAGCCGGCGUAUCAGAAAAUGAAGAAAACCCAAGUCAAGGAGAGAGUAAUAAAGACAAUAAAAAUCCAAGAGACGGAAAGGAUGGAGGAUCUGGACGUGGUGGCGAUGGAGGAGGUACACAAGGAGGUCGUGGAGGAGAUGGCGGUGGUAAGCAAGGAGGUCGAGGUGGUGAUGGAGGAGGCAAGAAAUCCGAAGACAGCAAUGAAAAAGAAACACAAAAUAAGCCAUAA